This is a messenger RNA of Aspergillus fischeri NRRL 181, 927 nucleotides long. RefSeq lists its product as uncharacterized. Lineage: Eukaryota; Fungi; Ascomycota; Eurotiomycetes; Eurotiales; Aspergillaceae. The transcript has 2 exons. Bases 1 to 927 code for a protein of 308 amino acids. The record is from RefSeq and is a predicted model, not a curated record.
AUGUUAGGGUUCUCAAAACGACAGAGGGAGCCAGAUGAGCUGACGGGCGAUGAUAAAGAUGGGCCCAGGGGGAACAAGCCGCGCGUCCAGAAAUCACGCCCUCUAGCCUUGCGCACCUCGCCAGAUAACCGAGGACUCUCCUACACCGAAGCUUGCCAGGCGUCAAACCGACCUGGUAUACCUACUUUGACUCCUGCCGAGUCGUCAGAUGAUGAUGACGAUGGCAUCACUAGAACGUUACGCGAUCCUACAACAGCAGCCGUAAACGCCUCGCGUUCUGUUCCGCAGAUCCUCAACUCCUCCGCUCUGGUAUUUAGCACGACGAUGGACGUCGACAGCAUAGGGGAUACCUAUAACUUGACUAGCAAUGAGAUUCCGCACGACUGGCCAGGCAGCACGCCUCGGAACGGAAGCGUUCAACCAUCACCAAUCCCACACAAUCUGGUCAAUCAGUUCCUCAACAUCAGCGAACAACCUAAAGUAUUCAGUAUAUCCGAACAUAAUUCCGCAGGAAAUCCGUCCGCGCAAGUGAUGGAUCAGGCCUUCGUGGAAUCUACGAAUAAGAUCGGCCCUCCUCAAAAGCUGUCUACCGAAAGUAGUCAAGAAACUUUUGGUUCCACUCAGCGUCUCCCAAGUCCAAUCAGCGAGGACGAUAAUGCCGUUUCUCAUGGAAAGUGCUCUACAAGUGAUGCUGAGAUGACAAGUGGUGCAUCUCGAUCAACAUCCCCGGCGCUCUCCCCAUUCCAACGAGACCCGUCGCAGUGGCUUGGCACGACUGAAUCACGACAGCAAGCCACACGGUCCGCCUAUCCAAACGGACCCCAUUCAAACAAGAAGAAGGUAUCCUUUGCCAUGGGAUUUCGAGCUGAUUGCGACAAAUGCCUGCGCAAGGUUCCGGGCCACUACAGCCAUAUUAUCCGCAAUUGA